Anneissia japonica is the source of this 7060-nucleotide messenger RNA. Its product is annotated as SET and MYND domain-containing protein 5-like. NCBI's taxonomy places the organism in Eukaryota, Metazoa, Echinodermata, Crinoidea, Comatulida, Comatulidae. Bases 3940 to 4947 code for a protein of 335 amino acids. The record is from RefSeq and is a predicted model, not a curated record. Gene Ontology annotation, molecular function: histone H4K20 methyltransferase activity; protein binding. The transcript is spliced from 11 exons.
CCAGAAUAUUACUUACGUGGUGAAUCAAAUCAUGAUAAAAAGGCCUAAGCUGUUGAUACUUAACUACAGUAAAAAAUGAAAUCAUUUCCAUAUUUUCAAUAAGCUGAAUGUGCAAGUUACGUUUGAUUGCGUCAGAGAAAGUAGAAUUUGGUUUCAAACGUUAUUGAGUAGUAAAUUAUUGUUCCGGCCAAAACCGGACCAGCCGGACCGCUUCCGACGCCCUUGAUAUAUUAUUUUCCACGCGGACCCUACUACUUUACAAUCUGAGUGCUGACUAACCCGUACACAAAUCAAACCGUACCGGAACCAGUCAAUUCGAGCAGAUACCACUUCGAGUGUUCGCAUAAGAUCCACUUAUGCGAACAAGGUGUGCAAGUUAUGUACAAAUUUCCUAUUUUGUUUUGAGCUACUGUAACAAUUUCAUAGUUGGUUACUCUCUUCUGAUUUAAGUUUGUUGUUACUGUACUGUACUGCUAGGGUACCAUCCUUUUUUUUUGGGCUGAAACGUGGUUAAACAUCAAGGUGUCAAUCCGUGCUUGAAAGUGGGAUGGAGGCGAACGGGAUUCGGCUGAGGCUCAAGCUUUGCCUAGGGAAGAGGCCCGUUGAGUUCCAGGGGGGUCUCAAGGGUGCAAGCUCCUCCAAAAAUUACUUAGGUGAAAAUUGAUGUCAUUACUCUACUGUUUAUAGUCUUGUCACACUACUACUCCAAUGAUUUGUGCACCUUCUGAAACUAAAUUAUAUAAAUAUAAUUUAAAUGUCUAUGGUGAAUAACAAUUACAAUUACAGUUACUCCCAUUUGCAAAUAUAAUUAUCGUAAUUUACAAAUACAGUUACAACACUAUAUAAUUCAAUUACAAAUAUAAUUUGCUUUUUUAAAUACAAAACCCCAACUGGAUACAAAAACGGUGAAUUCAGAAUGAAACGUGAGCAAUUCAAUAGUUUUGAAAUAUACGUGCUUGUUAGCGGUGAUCUGGUAGUCGUAAAGCCCAAUUUAAACUUGGAAUAAUUAUCAAAAGUGCCAAAAACAUUUCAGAACUUUAGUGCACAGAGCAUUUUUGCAUUUAAAACAUACAAAAGUAUAAUUUUGCUCUAAAAAUACAAGAAUGAAGGUGACGAACAACGAUGAAAUCAUUCCUUUUGGAUAAAUUUACCCUUGUUAUAGUUCGCACUAAAUGCAUCUGCUUGAACUGGCAUCCGAUCAAAAAUGCAUCUGCUUGAACUGGCAUCCGAUCAAACUGGCAUACGCUCGAACUGGCAUACGCUCAAAAUAGCAUUUGCUCGAACUAGCAUAUGCUCGAAUUUAAUGGUAUUCCCCGUACCCAUGUAAACCCAUACCCAAAUUUUGGCAGACCUGUAUCCAUCUUUGGCUAACCCGUACCCACGUCAUUUGGCAAACUGGUACCCAAAAAAUGGGGAGCUCGUAACUGGCCAAUGUUAUGAUAAAUGUUUAAAUACAGACCUGUAUUGUAUUUAUUUUUAAUAUCGCUCGUAAUCUAAUAAUGUACAGUAUGUAUGUACCGUAUUGUUGGGUUAUCUUUUAUGGUAUUUUACUUACCACUCAUUCUGCCUCCUGGCAUGUAAAUUUUAGCCUGAUUUAUAUUUUGUUUAUUUGUUUACCUAUCAUUAUUAUUAUUAAUAAUAGAAGUUGGACAUGUGUGAUUGAAUUUGAAACCAAAAAUGAUCAUAAUAAAAUAACUUUGCAUGUUGCAAUUUAUUUUAUUUUAUAGUCAGUCUAACGGGCCUAGGCCUAGUAUUAGGUGUAGGGUCGUUUUGGCUUUGAGUCAAGGGAAGCAUUUAUUUUUGUUGGUGUAAAAUGGAUACAAAACGACCCCUAAUUUCACUGUAAAUGUGGAACUACAAUGCAUAAUUACCAUCAGAAUGUUUUUCGUGAUCCAUGAAGAUUUAUUGAUCCCAACCAGGUUAGAAAAAAAAAAAUUCAUCUGAUACUGUGCAUAACUUCUAUUAAUAGAGUUUACUCUCAUAACUCUGUUGGUAUGCAUCAAUCCUCGCAGAUGUGUUAACAUACAGUAGUAGAACAUUAAUAAAAUGUGUUGAGUAUGAUGUUGCUUCCAUUAAAUUCAUCAUUUAAGGGGGUUUAUUUGAGGAAAAGAAAUAAAGCCUGUGGCCAAUUAUUGCACAAUAAGCCUCAUAUCACAUGCUAGUAAGAUUCUGCUUAAGAUCAUCAUCAGCAGAAUUAAAAGGAAAUACCAAAUGGAAAUGGCAGAACAACAAUCUGGCUUUGUGGAAGGAAAAGGAACACGAGAACAGCUCAGUAACAUGAUGAACAUUAUUGAAGUGUCGUGGGCACAACAUACCUCUAUAUGUUUGCUUCAUAGAUUAUGCAAAGGCAUUCGACUGCGUUAGUCACCAUCAGUUGUGGAUUGCACUGAAGAAGAUGGGGUUUCCUGAACACAUUAUCGAGCUUGCCCGGCAUUUAUAUGACGAUCAAGAGUCUCCUGUAAGAACAGCAGAUGGAUUAACAGAAUGGUUCAAGAUCGGAAGAGGAGUAAGACAAGGUUGUAUCAUGUCUCCAGUUCUGUAUAACAUCUAUGCUGAGGCCAUAAUGCACAAAGCAUUGGAAGGAUAUUGUGGAGGGAUUUCUAUCGGAGGCAUUGAGGUAUCAAAUUUGAGGUUUGCUGAUGACACCACUCUAAUCCAAAGAGGAGCUGAUGGAUCUUCUCAAACGUGUAAAAACCUGACCUGGUCCAAAAUCGACCCGGAUUUGGCCUACUAGGCCUAGGAUAUAUGUAAAACCGAUGUCCACAUCCAAAAGUAUUUUGUUUGUGCAGAGGAUACCUUGAAAACUAACUUACAAGUUUGGAUAAAAUUUAAAAACAAUAAAGUUGUCAUGUCUAAUAUUGUUAAUACUAUUUAUAAUUUUUUGGCUAAUUUGUUUCAGAAAAUAUAGAGAAAAAAAUGUACAAUAAUUGAAAUUACAGAUUCAAUCAUGACAGUUUCUGGCUUCAAUGUACAAAAAAGCCUACUUACUUAACACAUUGACUGUGUAAUAGAAAAAUGUUGGUGAUACAAUUAAUUUCUUCCCUAGACUAAUUUAGGUUAAAAAUAAAAUUAUAAUUGGAUAUUGUGUGUAAACAAAUUUAUUGAAGGUAUAGAUUAUACUGGUAAAAAUAAAUUAAAGGAUAAAAAAAACCAAUUUUCAGCUGUGUUUUUGGUAACUGUUGACUUACCGUAUGUUGUCUAAAAAUAAUUGUAGUGAUGCCCUUAGUUACACUUUGUAAUUAGAGUACACCUUGCCAAUGGCUAAAUAAUUUUAUUCAAAAUUUAGCCAAAUAUAUAAUAGAUUAAAGGCUCAUUGGUUUUUGUGUCUACUGCCCCCAACAGGGGCAUAGAUACUAUGUCAUGAUGUAGCAAUUAAAGAUGGCGGAAAGGGUAAGUCCGGUUUAGGUAUGAUGGGUACUACUACCACGAGGUAGGGGGCUCUCUAUUGACAAUUGAAUAACAUUCACAACUUUAACAAAAUUGGGUUCGAAACUCAAACAUGCAUUAUAGAGACGCAGCAUGCGUUCGCCACGAACGCCUUUUACCGUCAUUUGAAGGACGCCCUCCAGAACAUGGUAGUACUCUUCGUGAUUAACGACAUACUGUAAGGUGGUAACUCCCAAAGUUACUCAUUUUUAAAGUGUUUUUAGUGUAGGCCUAUACAGAAUAUUGUUAUGAAAAAAAAUGUUCAUGAAAAAUCCAGAUACACUACAAUAAUACACACAUCUGCAUAUUGAAGAACAUAAGAUAAGGCAGUAGACACAUGCUCCCGCUGGGAGCCUAUUUUUGAUUUUGCUGAUCCAAUUUCUGUUACAGGGACGAGGAUUAUUUGCUUCACAUCAUCUCAGCAGAGGCAGUGUUUUAUUUAAAGAGGCUCCACUAGUUUCAUCUCAAUUUCUUUGGAAUGAAUUUUACAAGUAUAAGGCAUGUGAAUUUUGCAUGAAGGCUUUGGAGACAGCCGAGGUGAAUGCUAAGCGUUUGUCUGGGAAUCCAUCACUUGUACUACCACACCCAGAAUGCUGUGAAGUCAAUCCACACAACCACGUUGAAUGUCCACAGUGCCUGGUAGCGUACUGCAGUAAAGAAUGCAGAACACAGGCAUGGGAACAGUACCACCAGGUACUGUGUGUCAGCCAGCAUCCUCCAGACCCUGAACAUCCUUUAGUGAUGCUACAAGAAAUAUGGAGGAAUAUGCAUUUUCCCCCAGAAACAACUAGUAUUAUGCUCCUUGCUAAGAUGAUUGCUAGUAUAAAACAGGCAAAAGACAAAGAAAAAGUAAUAAAAAAAUUUAAUAAUUUCUGCCGAGCCACAGUCAAUGAAGAGAGAGAAUUAGUGCAUAAAUUAAUGGGUCAACGUUUCCAAGACCAGUUCGACACGUUACUAGGUGUCUUCACAUCAGCUUUGCAGGAAGACACUGUGGCUCAGUGGUUUACACCAGAAGGCAUUCGAUCCUUGUUUGCUCUAGUAGGAACCAACGGACAAGGAGUGGGUACUAGUUCACUGAGUGUUUAUGUGAGGAACUGUGACAACCUGACACUUGAAGAAGAUGAAGCACAAGCACUGGAUAGUUAUAUUGAUCAACUGUAUGUUGAUAUUGAGAAAGAAUCUGGUACAUUUUUGAAUUGUGAGGGAUCAGCCCUUUACUCUCUCCAGAGUUGUUGUAAUCAUAGCUGUGAUCCAAAUGCUGAGGUACAGUUUCUGGAGAAUAAUUCAGUGUUGAGUUUAGUUGCCCUCAAAGAUAUUUCAGAGGGCGAGGAAAUUACCAUAUGCUAUCUUGAUGAAUGUUCAAGGCAAAGGAGUCGACAUUCAAGACAGAACAUCCUAAAAUCAAACUAUCUGUUCGUUUGUGAUUGCUCUAAGUGCCAACAACAAUGUGAUGACCCAGAUCAGACAAGUAGUGAAGAGGAAGAAUCAUUGAUGGACGAAGAAGUCGGAUUGAGUUAUUGACAUCGUUUACAACCCAUCAAACUUAGGGCAAAUCACCCUGAAAAAAUCUUUAAAAUUAAUAAAUGUGAUUAUUAUGAUCAGGUUGCCUGCUUUUAGUCACUACUAUGAGUAUAUUGUUUCCUUACAUUUUUAACCCUAACUCACCAAAAAUUGUUUAAAACUUUAUUUGAUAAGGAGUUUUGUUAACACCUUGGUUAUUCUGUACCAUCUUUAGAUUCAGAAUAACUUUUUUUGGAAAUUGAAAGUGUACAUUUAUGUCACACCAAAAAUUAUCAUCAAAUUACCCAAGCCCUUUAGUUAGAUGGUUUACUUCUCGACAGAAAAUUUUAAACAAUCCGACUAUGGAGCGGCUAUAAUGCAAUCACACAGGUCCACUGUUUUCAGCCUUUUCCGAUACUUUAACUUGAGAUAUGAACCACAUAUUUGAUCGCGUUUAAGACGAUUUUUUGUAUGCCGGGCGUAUUUUAGUAGUAAAUUUGCCUGUUACGGAUGAUCCGAACUUAAUUUUAAAAAAUGUGUAUAAUGCUGAUGUCUUUUAUAAAAAAAACAUUAUGAAUGGCUCCAGGAAUUUAUUCGCACGGUUAAUGUCAAUCCUUAAGAGUUGGUAGCGAUUUUGUGGAAACCCAGCUUUACUCGCAUGCAUCAGGUUUCGGUUGUUAGCAUUCUUCUGAUCGAUUAAAUAGUUUUACAUAAAAACAUGUCCUCGCAAACUUUUUGAAAAUAAGAAUAUCCACAACAUUUAUAGCUAGGAAUAUAAAAAGUAUAGUAUUUAUUCAAUUCACAAAAUAGAAGCUAAGCCCCAUUAUCACAUCAUGAUUUAGGAAAGUAGAUAAAUUCAAAUAUAUAUAUAUAACUGCUUUUGAAAGAAGGGGAAAAAAUUAUUUAGAAAAACACUUCUACCAAAUGCAUCUAGACAAAAGAAAACUACUGUAAUGUAUAAAAUGUAUUUCUGUGGAUAAAAUAAUUACAUAUUUCUAUUAGGAUAUUUCAUAUCAACAACAAUGUGUGUGGUUACAGGCCGUAAGCAAAACAUGGUGUGCAUAAAAAUCUAAAUAUAUUUUUUUCUAAAGAAGCAAUGAUUGUAUACCAUUACUGUGACACAAGCAUGUACUUAUAUUUAAAAGUUUUUCAAUAAGCAAUGACAAUAAACUAAAUCUUUGAACAAAAAUUCUAAAUUUCCUUAUUCACAUAUAUAACAUUUUUGUCUGAAUACUUUCAUUGUUUGACUCUUGACCUAAAAUGGGUAUGUCAACAAAUAUUAGGCGCAAGCAUUACAAUAAUCAACCUAGUUCUCAAUUUUGGUGUCGCAGAUGAUCGCAUUGUGAGGAUACUUCUGUGAACUUGCUCCAAAAUGACAGAGAAAAUGGAUUUGUUAGUAGACAUGCUGUGGAAACGCAUUUUUAAUUUGCAGGUGGUAAUCACCUGGAUGCAAUUUUCCCAAAGUGCUGCAGCACAUCCAGGCCAAACUUGGAAUGCUGCAGUAAUUAAUUAUGAAUAUGGCCCAUAUUUCUCGACUGUGAUGCGAUUCAGAGUGGUUCAUGUGACAUUAUAGAUUUCACUAGGUGUUUCCCAGAGUCACUUUGCACUGACAACAGCUUCCUACAGCCAUAAACAAAUAACCACAUUGCUUUUCCUUUUUCUCUUCUGUAUCUUAUCUUCGGAAGCAGUUUGGUUUGCCAACCUCAAAGUUGGGAUUUCAAUUCUACCCUCAGGCUGUGCACUUCGCUUAUGUCCUUGAGCAAGGCACUUUAUCUGCAUUGCUUUUCCCCACCUACAAGUAUAAAUGGGUACCUCUUACGGUUGUCUGCUACUGUGUCAAUAUGGCAGCAACACUUAACCUAAAGGAUAUAUAAAUACUUAAUCGUUUCCAUUAAAAUUGUCCCAUACACAACUAAAUACUACAUCUGCCAUUAUGCACUGCUGCACAAGCUCACCCAAUUUCCACUGCCUCUGGGUAGGUCACAGAAUAGAUUAACCAUGUUCAAUAGCUCCAAAUGAUGAUACAAAACAAUCAAAACUACCCUUACAGAGGCUGAGAGUAAUAUCAAGAAUACACAUUAAUGAUGCACAAUGGAUUAAUGAUAGAUAAAAAGGUUUGGACACUAGUCAGGCU